UGCACAGAAGUCUGUACAACACUUGUGGUGCUGUUUGGGUAGGCAGAUCUUAACUAUGUUCAAUAUUGAAGGGGAUAUGACUUAAUUUUGUGCAUUUAUUGCUAAUUAAAUCCACAGGAAACAAUGUUUGAGCUGCCAAAUGUGUUCGCAUGGAUCUGCCCUUUCCAGUUUUCCCAAGGCCAAGAUAACUGCAUGUAAAUCUUUUCGGAUCCUCCUUGUCAGUCAGCUGAGCAGGGGAGAUAGACAGAGGCAGAGAGGCUUCUUGCAUUUCAAACUGUGCACAGGGUGAACUACCUGUUUGACUGAGGCUCUGGGCCUGAAGCUGCACUUUGCUUCAUUGCAAGUGAUCUCCACCUGCGACUCAGACCUAAUCCUUGCAACGUUCUGACCGCCCACUUAGGUUCAUGGUUGCUAUGCAACGCUGUUUGUUCUGUACCUGUUCCUGUUUACUUUAACUUCACGGAACGUCUGACUGCGUUUUGUAAAAGCUCUGGCCCACAGCGCUAGUGGCAUGUGGCAGGACAUCAGGCUCGGUGGUCAGCUGCUGGGCUUCCCGCCUCUGGCCCGCAUGAAAUGAGAUGAAGGAGAACCUCAAGGGGACCAAAGUUGGCAAGCAGCAAGAACAAAUGCUAGUGGAGUGUGCAGCUGCAGAGCCUGCUGGGACGUUCGAGAACAGCUUGAGCUCAAAGCAGUGGGAAGACGGGACAAAGACUCACCGGUCUCCCGGGGAAAGUGGUAUCGAGCAGCUCACGGGCGUGAGUGGCAAUGUUACAGAAGCCUUUCUUCAGUCCAGUCUGAACUUGCCCCUGGAGGAAGCCUGUUUCGUAAAGAGCACCGGGGGAGGUGCUCAGUCCGCAGGAGGCUGGGUCCUGGGCAAUAAUCCCUUCUGCCACUUGUUCGAUGGCAACAGACUGGAGGCUGCUCGUCUUCACGGUUACAGUGUGAAGCUGGACUGGACGGAGGCGGAGACAGAGGAAGGUCACCCUUCCCUCGACACUCUGCAGCUCAAGAACAAACUCAAACGCAGGAUGUCGGAAAUCCUGCUGCGGAAGAGUCCGCUUGAGACCAUACUCCCACUGAAGCCAGCUCUGGCUCGCUCUACCUCACAGAAACUACUGAACGCCACCAGACCCGUCCCUCCCAUAGAGAGGAGCUCUGUCUCAAAAACUCAGGAUGCCCACGACAAGGAGCCGUCCUCUGAGGGCAAGAGCCCAGAAGCUACUGCUCGUGAAUCGCCUGGAAGACCAUGUUGGGAACCCAGUGAGGGACUUGCGGAACCUGCUGUGGUCCCAGAGGAGGUGAAGAUCUCCCUUCAACACCUGCGGAGCAGUGCUGAGAAGAAGCGGAAAUUACUCGGUGCCAGCUUAUUUCAGUCUUCAUUUAAAUUGCCAAGUACAUCGGAGGGCAGCUUCCAACCUCUGCCUUCUGGACCUGUGCAGCCAGAAGCCCCAUCACAGACAACAGCCUCCUUUGAACGAGACACGGUUGUACAAGGGCUGAGCUCAGGUUCUGAAGAGCGAGAGUCUCAGGCUCCAGCUGACGGUGAAGAUGUCUCCGCCUUCGGACUGAAAGGGAAGAGGAAGAGCAGGAGCUGUGUGAAUCCGGCCCCGCUGACUGAAGCGGAGAAACCCCCCCUUCCAACGGCAACCAACCAGAGCACAGCAGGGCACAGUCUGAUCCAGAGUCCACCAUCAUUGGCAGAGAAGGUCAAAGGUAAAAGGUCAUUGGCCAGCCAGACCACGGACAUCUCAUUCAGGUUGAGCACGGAGAUGGGUCCAGACGUAAGCAGGCGGGAGUCGGUGGAGGGUGAGGAAGCAGAGACUGAAGAGAGGCCACCUGACUCGUCACAGCUCUGCCACAUGACGAUCUCAAAGUCAGCGCAGGAGAAGAUGCGGCAGAGACGAAGGAAGGAGGCAGAGCAGCAACAGCUGCAGAAGGAGCGGGAGCUGACGCGACAGCUGAGGGAGCGGCUGCAGGACAUCGACCCCUACAGUGCCUCACUCCCGGUUCAGGAAUUACUGAACACCAGGGAGUUCAACAACCUCAGCCUCAGUUCCCCGGGUCUCAAUCAUGGAACUUCCCUCCGCAAACGGAUCAACCGUCCCUCGCUGCCAAGUAUUCCAAAUAUAUCCCAGACGUACAACGUGCCUCGACAUUUCUCUGCUCACUCGUUACCUGACUUUCCCCUGGAUUCUCCAGAAGGAGAGAAGGAAUCGGACGAGGAAGAACCAUUGGAGAUAAGCUUGUUCUCCCGUCAGGAGCAAGGACUGACCGAGGCACUGAAACUCCUAGCUAACAGCGACUGGGAGAUGAAGAGGCAGGGGUUGUCCAGUGUUCGCCACUUGGCCCGAUUCCACCAGGAGAUUCUCAUAACGAGGCUUCAUGCUGUCUGCUUGGCAGUGAUGAAGGAGGUUAAUAACUUGCGGUCCAAGGUUGCCCGCUUAGCGAUACUGACUCUUGGGGAGCUCUUCUCCCAGCUAAAGAGAAACAUGGACCAGGAGGUGGAAGAGGUGGCCAGAAUCCUGCUGCACAAGACCGGCGACUCCAACGAGUUCAUCCGUGCAGAGGCUGUCAAGGCGCUGGGCAUCAUGACGCAAAGCGUGAGCCCAUCCCGGGCACUGAGCGCCCUCAUUGCAGGUGGCUUAAAUCACCGCAACACCACGGUUCGGAAGUGCACCGCCGGGAACCUCCUGCGUGUGGUAGACCACCUCGGAGCUGAGAGACUGCUGUCGGGGAACAAGCACAGCAUGGACCAGCUUGUGCAGUCUGUGGUGAAGUUCUCACAGGACAGGAAUCAGGAAACAAGGUUCUAUGGGCGGAAGGUGCUGGACGUGUUGGUGCCCCACCCAGAGUUUGGGAGGUAUCUGGAACGCUCCCUUAUGUCCCAGGAUCUGCACCAUAUUAUCACAGCCAUAAAACAGAGGGGACUUCGAGAUGCUUCUUCAGAUCUUCACUCACCAAAGGGUUGGAGGUCAAGGGUCAACAGCUCCUCAAGUUCUCAGGAAGAUGUGUUUAUCACUGGCAGGACAGAGCAGGACACACCACGGCAGCCGAGGUUGGUGUCUCACCAGCCGAGCUUGCGCAGCGCGGAAACGGUGGAGCAGGUGAAGCAGCUGAGCAAGAUGUUGACCGCCAAGGACUUCCAGGAGAGAAUGCAAGGCACUUCACUGCUGCUGCAGCACUGUGAGACCAACCCGAGGUUCGUCACCUCCAACAUAGUGGAUAUUUUUGAUGCCUUCACCCCACAGCUCCAGGAUUCCAAUAAGAAGGUGAACCAGUUUGCCCUGCAGUCUUUGGUAACCAUGAUCCCAGUGCUGAAGGACGACCUUCACCGGGUCCUGCAGUCGACGGUCACUAUUGUCACUGACAACUUAAACUCGAAGAACGUGGGCAUUUACACGGCGGCCGUGCACGUCCUGGAUACGCUGAUUGAUCACAUAGACAACUUGCUGCUGCUUCAGCCCUUCGCCAGCAGAGUGCAGUUCAUCAGUGGCCGGGCAAGGCAGGACAUCACAGAGCGACUUGCAGUCCUGGUGCUGUCGGUGUAUCAGCGGAAGCCUCAAGCAGUGGAGAGGUACGUUCUACCCGUGCUCUGGUACCUGCUGGGCAACAUGACCGGGAACGGUGUGAUUAAAGGUGGGAGUGGCAACAUGCGGGCGGUGACUGCCAAGCUGGCUACCAGUCUGCGCCAACAGAUGGGCACCGGACUCCAGGAAUAUGCACAAAGUCAGCCAGUGCAUGUCAUCAAGACCCUUCAGGAUCUUACAGAGAAGGAACUUUAACCACGGCAGGACCCUCGUACUGGAGUCUCCAGGUUCUAGAUUCAUCUGCAAGCAGCAAUCAGAUGUGCUCAUUUAUAAUGAACCUUCCUUUCCCUUAACAUUGAUUUUUGUUUAUUAUUUUUGAACAUGCCACAGAUGGUUUGGAGAAAGAAAGUGAGCUUACUGACAGCUGAGGCAGCCAACAGCAACGAGAGCCUGAUCAUUCUUCAGUAGCGUGUGAUGGGAUCCAGUCAUGGAUGAGCUGCAGUGGCCAAUGGGGGCUGCUGGAGGUGGACAGUCAGGUGAUGGGUCCCCUACAAACUUGUCAAACUGGAGCUGACAGGCAUGCUGGAGGACACGCUGUCCCAACACACCUUCACCACCCACUUCCCACUCCACCUCACACAUACAGAUCAUCGCCAUGCAUCCGUCAACACACCUGUGCAUGUGAACCAGCGCGCGCACACACACACCUCUCUUUACACAGCCCAAAUAACCACACUUUUAUUAUCAAUGCACUGUAUUAAUUCUGUCUAACAAGUGCUUGCAUUCAAAUGGUACCUGAAUUUGGUCAGAAUACUUACCACAAAAAAAACUUACAUAAGAGUCACUUUGCUAGUUUGCCCAAAAUUACAUUGUGAUCAAUGAAUCGCAUCUGCAAUAUUGGGUUGUAACUCUGCCAAACUGAGAUAUAGGUCCACAGGUUACAAUGCAGGAUUGGUAGAAUGCCCUCAGAACUUCAGGGUGACCUGAAAUAAUAUCUGGUAAAAUAUUACCUAAGUAGCUUAGAAGUUAAGGGGUAAAGAACUAACAAAAGAAAAAAUUAACUGUUUACUCAGUUGUAUUUCACAUCAGUUUAGUUUAUGUAUUGAAGUCUCUGCAGUGUUUUCUCUGACUCAAUGAUGACAUUAGAGUGACAUGCACUCAACCAAAGGGCCUUCUACAUUAGCCCAUCUUAAGACUCUGUAUAGGAACAAAAGCAGGAACACUGGCUUUAUUUCUCCACUGAAACAGACUGGUUAAAAAAUUUCCUUUGUAUCUCAUGAAUAUCAAGGCCGUUAAGUUCCUCCAUUCAGAAGAUUUCAUUAUACAGUAGAAAUGAAAUCGUCUCCCAUAAUGGGUUUCCUUUCAGAGGCUCCACUGUCAAUCCAGGACUUCCUGCUACUAUAAAGCAAGAUGUAUAACUGAUGUUAUGUCUUGUUUUUUUUGUCAGAGAGA
Messenger RNA from Pristis pectinata (smalltooth sawfish), 4979 nucleotides. Its product is annotated as TOG array regulator of axonemal microtubules protein 2-like. Gene Ontology annotation, molecular function: microtubule binding. Lineage: Eukaryota; Metazoa; Chordata; Chondrichthyes; Rhinopristiformes; Pristidae. Gene Ontology annotation, biological process: microtubule cytoskeleton organization. The coding region runs from base 579 to 3782 and encodes 1067 amino acids. Gene Ontology annotation, cellular component: cytoplasmic microtubule; cilium. The record is from RefSeq and is a predicted model, not a curated record. The transcript has 22 exons.